Messenger RNA from Chinchilla lanigera (long-tailed chinchilla), 4670 nucleotides. RefSeq names its product solute carrier family 30 (zinc transporter), member 1 (gene Slc30a1). The record is from RefSeq and is a predicted model, not a curated record. NCBI's taxonomy places the organism in Eukaryota, Metazoa, Chordata, Mammalia, Rodentia, Chinchillidae. Gene Ontology annotation, biological process: detoxification of zinc ion; zinc ion transmembrane transport; intracellular zinc ion homeostasis. Gene Ontology annotation, molecular function: zinc ion transmembrane transporter activity; calcium channel inhibitor activity. Gene Ontology annotation, cellular component: membrane; endoplasmic reticulum; Golgi apparatus.
CCAACACCCUGGUGGCCAACAGCAGCAACUCCAACGGGCUGAAGCUGGACGCGGCAGAACCCGGAAAACCCAGGAGUGAAGAUGCCGUGGAACUACAGGUGAACGGGAAUCUGAUCCGCGAGCCUGAGCACCUGGACUCGAAGGAGGACGAUGCAGCGGGGCAGCUCAACAUGCGAGGCGUGUUUCUGCAUGUGCUUGGAGACGCCAUGGGGUCUGUGAUUGUGGUGGUCAAUGCCAUUCUCUUUUAUGUUUACUGGAAAGGUUGUCCUGAAGGGGAUGUCUGUGUGAACCCAUGUUUCUCUGACCCCUGCAAAACAUUUGUAGAACUGAUGAACAAAUCGCACCCAGAAGUUUCUGGGGCUGGGCCUUGCUGGGUGCUGUAUUUAGACCCAAGCCUUUGUGUUGUCAUGGUUUGUAUACUUUUUUACACAACUUACCCAUUGCUUAAGGAAUCUGCUCUUAUUCUUCUACAAACUGUUCCUAAACAAAUUGAUAUCAGAAAUUUGAUAAAAGAACUUCGAGAUGUUGAAGGGGUCGAGGAAGUUCAUGAACUGCAUGUUUGGCAGCUUGCUGGCAGCAGAAUCAUCGCCACUGCUCACAUAAAAUGUGAAGACCCAACCUCCUACAUGCAGGUGGCUAAAACCAUUAAGGACGUUUUCCAUAACCACGGAAUUCACGCGACCACCAUUCAGCCCGAAUUUGCUAGCGUAGGCUCCAAAUCGAGCUUGGUCCCGUGCGAACUCGCCUGCCGAACUCAGUGUGCCUUGAAGCAGUGUUGCGGGACGCGACCGCCAGCCCUCUCUGGCAAGGAUUCAGAAAAGGUCCCUUCAGUUAGCAUUUCUUGUUUAGAACUUAGCGACAAUCUGGAGAAGAAGCCCAAAAGGACUAAAAGUGAGAACAGCCCUGCAGUGGUGGUAGAAGUUAAAAAAGUGCCAAACAAACCCGAAUCAUCUUUGUGAGUCUUGAAAAAAAGAGGUGGUGUUUGACUUUUUUUGCUUUAAACUGCAAGAGGAAAAAGACUCCAUUGCAAUUCUGAGUUUGCCAAGCAGUGUAAUGGAAGUCCUUGUCUGGUCACAUUUAAUUCUAUUUUUGUAAGAACAUAAUGGGACUGCAUAACAGAGUUCUAUAUUACAGCUUUGUGAUUAUUAGCACACAGCACAGCCAUGCUGUAACAACUUUUGAAAGCCAGUUUGAACACUAUGUUACAUUUUUAUUGAAAGUAUAAACCUUAUAUAACAAUGACUUUUGAUUUCCAGUUUUCUCAUGACAAAAAUUAGGGGGAUAAAUAAAAUUGUUACUGGAAUUUCUCUGGUUUUCUUUCCCCCAUUGUUGUAUUUUGUUAGAAUUAUAAUUGCUAGACCUUUGAAAUCAGCACAUUUGUUUCCUUUGACGUUUUAAGGAAUGUUUACUUGCCCUUUGAUAUCAUUACAUAGCAUAAUGGCACCAUAUUUUGCGAGUGACUCAUGAGUAUUAGCAGGAAGUAAGAUCAGUUACUACUCUGUUCUGUGUUGCUGAGUAAUAAGCAGUGAGAUAAUUAACAAACAAUUACAGUUUACACAUAGUAGGGCAUGAAGGGGGUAAGAGCAAGAGCGUUCACCAGCGAAAUGUUGAAAUUAGUAUAUAUUAACAUUUGGAACGCAUCUCUAAAUAUUGAGAAUUUCAGUUCAUCUUGUUUUACCAAAGUUUGUCUGAAACAUGGACACAUUCACCAGCAUUACUUCUUUCAGAGACUGGUUUUAGAAACAUUGAGCUGAAAGUGUACUCACAAAAUAAAAUGCAAGCUAUUAACCUUUCAAAUUGCAUUGUUAAAAAACCUUAGUCAUUUUUGUAGUAAUAAUGGAUUCAAACAGCUUUGAGCACAACCAGCGGUGCUUGUGUGUUGCAGAGCCCCGGACUUGAGAGAAGAAAAUCAGAUGGCUAAUCAAUUUGCAUAUUAAAUUCUUAGCAAAAUAACUUGAAAAGAUGAAGAUUUGGAAGUCAUCGUGUCUUGACAUUGCUUAGUUCCUCCAGGGGCUAAUCUUGUAGGAUGUCACAAUAUCCACCCAAAAAAGUUUUUUUGGCUAUUUCGUUAUUGCUGUAGAUUUCGGAUCCAACACAAAUAUUUAAGGGUGUUAAGUUAUAUUUUUCUUGAGAAGAGUUACGCUUUGUAAAGAAAAUGUAGAUUUUGUCUUCAAAAGAAUGAGUACUAAUAUCAGUUAUGUAUAGCUCUAUUUUUCUAGAAACAAGGUAUUCUGACUACUUCAGUAACUUUUAUAACUGAGGACUUUUGGGAUGGCUACUUUUUGGGAUUUGAAGUAAUUCAUUGCUUAAUAGGUCUUAAGAUAAAAGUAUUGGGAUAUGACAGUAACUUUGAAAAGGGGUAAUCUUUUGUGGUAGAGAUGGUGUGUUCUUUCCCUGCUCUAAGCCUGUUGCUGGCAAUGGGCCUAUUUAAGAACAGCUCACUUUUUUUUUUCCAGUGACAAUGAGGUAAUUUAAGAACAUAGUUUGUGAAUUCACAUUUACUAUAAUGGGCCAAAACCGUAACCUGCCAAUUUGCAAUACAUCUUAAUCUUGUAAUGCUCAUAUCUGAUAUUGUGUAAUUCAGCUCUUUAACUAGUAGUUACUUUGAAUUUUGCAAAAAAGGUUGGGUUUGUUUGUUUGUUUGUUUGUUUGUUUGUUUGUUUUAAACCUGAAGUGGAAGAAUGUACCUGGGUGAAGGAGAGAAAGCUGCAAAUUGUACUGUGUCGUGUACACCGCUGGCUUAACACGUCGCAGAACACUUCAGUAGAAUCUAAGAACAGUCUGUCAUGUAAACAUCUCGGCAACCAUGCACCAGGGUAAGUGGUAAGAUGCGGUGCCCUCGGUGGGUUUUCUGUACAAAUGCUCUCUGGUCUGUGGGAAGGGUGCUGCGCCGCCUGGGGGUGAAGAUGUCACUCAGGUGAGGGUGUUGGAGAAGGAUGAGCGUGGAGUAAGGGCUAUGGCUUAUUUUUCAAAAGUGCUUUGAAGGUAGAGACUUUAGAUUUAGUUACUUCACUUUUCAUACUUUCUGAGUAGCUGAUCUGUCACACGGGUACCGCAGGAUUUUCUUUUUUUCGAAAGACUUUGUCAUAGCAGAAUCAGUGGGCACUGACUUAACCUUUUGAGUUUUAGCAAUUAUUUAUUUCUUUACAAUGCACUUUCUAACCCAUGUUUAGCUAUAUUAGCAUUAUCCUUAAAGAAAGAACAUGUUUUUAUAUUUAAAUAUUGUGGGAUUUACGUGACUUCUCCAAAAUAGCUUAUGAGAGAAAUACCCCUCAUCAUUAGGAGACUUAUGCCCAUUACUUAAAUAUGCUGUUCCAUACGCUGCAUCAGUUUUAGGGUUGCACCCCUCCUCCCGGCUCGUAUGUUUGAGCAAGGGCAGUGUAGAAUGUGUGUUGAGACAACUUGUCCAUUGUCUACAUUUAGUGAGAAGGAGGUGCUGCAUGUGAUUGAAUCAACACCAACCGGAAAACUUCAAGCCAAGUGCAGCCUCACUGAUGGGAAACUUAAUUCUCCAUUGUCAGCUUUUCGCUUGUGUGAUCAUUUUUUUCUUCCUGGAGAUUACUAUAUUGCAAAAAUAUGGGCUAGAACCUGACAAAAUCUUCAUUUUGCUGAAACUAAAUUGCUGAGUAACUUUAUCCAAAGGUGUGUAAGUUGUAUAGGGAAAAUUUCCAAGCACACCUUGGAAAAAAAAUCACAGUACUCAGAAGACUGUUAACAUGUUUGUGUCUUGUUGCUAUCUUCAGUUUUGAAUUUGGGAAAGUUUUGAGGGGAAAGAACCUAUGGAACCUACUGUGAAGUAUUUAGUAGGUUAACUGGUAUUGAGUUGAAGAUUUUUACUUUAUAAAGCAAAUGUUUGAAUGAUGAACAUGUCAUUAACCUGCUGUCUUAAGAUGUUCACACAUAUACAAGUAUGCAGAGUAAUUCUACAAUAUAAAAAUAAUUUAUUUUAAUACUGACUUUCAGUUAAGUUGACAAAACAGUGUUAAAACUCUUGGGAAGGUGGAAGGGUUUCUUUGUUUGUUUUUUAAGUUGAAACUGUCAUACAGUGUUUUACCGUGUUCUGAAAUGGCAAUUGUAAUAGCACUAUUUUGAUGUAGCUCUACCGAUAAUAUGGCAAUGCUAUUUUGUUCUACUAACAAGUUCUGGAAUAUUGAGCAGUCAUUUUCACCGGCACAAAAGCCUUUUGUAUGUUAUUCAAUUUAAAUUUUUAAACCAAAAAUUUUAUGGUUCAGUGACUUUGGCCAAAAGAUGCCGAAGGGAAUGUAACAUACAAUGACUAUGUAGUUAUAUAUAAAAAGACACAAAAUGCCAUGCUAUGGUUCUGCCUUGAAACAGCACAAUGAAAUGUAUCGGUGUCUUCUGUGAUUCUUUAUGAAACUUCCAUAUUGUGUUGUUCUUGUGUCUGCUGUUGCCUGCCUUUGGGUCAGACCUGGCACAGUUAAAUGCAGUUAUCAUCUCAUUAAACGCAGAUGCAGAUAAAAUGUCUUAGUGCUGCAACAGUUUACCUUUUUGUAUGUUUUAUGACUAUGUUAUUUUCCAAAGCUGUUCCUACCUCACCAUGAGGCUUUAUGGAUUGUUAUGUAUUAUAAAUGUUCUAUAUGAGACAGACUACUGUGUUUCUUCUCAUUUAUUGAAAGUUAAGUAGAAAAAUAAACUAAUUUUAAUAUCCA